Messenger RNA from Trichomycterus rosablanca, 1180 nucleotides. RefSeq names its product cysteine rich DPF motif domain containing 1 (gene cdpf1). The coding region runs from base 61 to 402 and encodes 113 amino acids. The record is from RefSeq and is a predicted model, not a curated record. NCBI's taxonomy places the organism in Eukaryota, Metazoa, Chordata, Actinopteri, Siluriformes, Trichomycteridae. The transcript has 4 exons.
CUAACAAUCAGCAAAACACAACAAGGCACUACACACCAUUAAACCUGUGAGGGAAAAAAAAUGGACAAUACUGGGGUAGAUAAUAAAGGACAGUUUACAUGUGAGUUAUGCGAGUUGUCCACUGCAUAUACAUUCUAUGGCAAGAAACCUCCAAAUACGCCGAGCAUUGUGCUGUUGGAGGACUGCUAUGGCACGAGUGAUCCCUUCAGACCAGGCAAAGAGAAAUUCUUAAUACUGGGCGCUAAGUGUUCUCUGUGUAACAAGAUUGUGUGUGUUGGCACGGACUGCAGCCUCUUCUACACCAAACGCUUCUGCUUACUGUGUGUGAGGGAACACUUGGAGCAGUUCCCAGAGGAGAUUCAAGCAGAGAUGGCUAAGAAAAAAACUGCUAACAAGACUUAAUAUCAAGCAGAGACACUGAUAUCCUGUUAAGAUUUUGUACAUAAUGAAUUCUGAAGAAUAUUUGAUACAUGUUAAACUCCAUCCUGUUGGAUUGCAUGUUCCAUUGUAAGAGGCCUCUGGAAUGAAUUUUAUUUCUUGGCAGUAUCUCUAUUAAAGUCAAGUUAGAGGAAUUUUACUAGUUAUCUAUGAGAGUGACCUGCAAAAGAAGAACCCUGCUUGGAAAGAAAUUACAAUUCUAGACCAUUGGCAGCAUUUUUGUGGUGAAACUGUCAGUUUGACUGUGUUGCCAAGUUCAGCUGUUGGAAACCUCAUUUAAAGCAAUUUGUCUUAUGUCAACAAAGAAAGAAAGAACAACAUGGGAACUUAUAGAGCGCAGUUUGAUUUAUGACUUAAAACUGCAAAUAAUGUAACUGAGAAUUGUACAUUUUCAUCAAGCUGGGCUUGAGACAAUUCCAGACCCCUGUCUAUGUGACCUGAAUGUUGUGAUGCCACAUGUAAUGAAGAAGCUGCAAAAUGGACUUUUUUCACUGUUGGAAAUAUGGUAAACAAAGCAUUGGCUGAGAAGGUUGAUCAAAGAUUGGGUAAAUGCACCACAAGACAUCUGGUAUUGUGUAAAGUCAAACCAUUACUGAAAGACAAAAUCAAACAUGUGUAAUGGAAAAUAUUUGGCUUGUGACCCAAUCCCGAGAAUCUCUAUUGUGUUCCCAUUGGUUGUCUUUGCACAUUGUACCAGUUCCACUUUUUUCAUGUUUCAUAUAAAAUAAAUUAUAUGCUUCCA